CAUGGGUAUUAUGUUUCACUCUGCUGCAGGAGUCCACGUAGUGUUUGAAAAGGUCAACAAAGGAAAAUAUGCUUUAGUCAGCGGUGAUAGCGAAGUGUCGAUUCCAUGCGAGUUUUCCACCGUGAGGUCUCAAAAGAAUUUUAUCAACAAGAACUGUAAAUGACGCGCGUUCGACUCAAGUGAUCAUUAAAGCAUCUUUUCUUCGCCCAGAGAUGAGCGUUUCAGCGGAUAGUAGCCCGCUUACAAGCGAUCCAAACGCAAAUAGUCUGAAGCAAGGCAGUUUGCUGUUAAGCAUUUAUGGCUAUGCUCCUUUCCCUGCUUCUACUUCCCCUGCUUCUGAGUUGAAAAAACAAGCUCUUGGAAGAUCGAACAGUGUUGGAAUUAUUGAGAACAUCCAUACAAAAGCUAUUCAAUCAUCACCCUUGGCCGGCGAAAUACACUACGAUGCGUCCAAACGAAACAGUUGUUUUGAAAUAAGAUCCAACGAGAUGCCAAAGAGAUCUACACCAGGCGAGCGCGAGAGAAAAACGUCCUCUCGUUUAUUCCGCUCGAUGUCUUUGAGCGGACGCAAGCAGACAAAUAAAGAUCAGCCCGCUGGAGACGAUAAGAGGAAUUCGGCCAUUUCUAUAUCAGAUAAUGAAAAAGUCACUGUCCUUAGGGAUCACAAUGCGCAGCUUUUAGACGAGAAAAACAAAGCCGUGAACGAGUGUGAUAAAAUGAACAAGGAUCUGGUGGAUGCUCACGAAAAAUUAAAGGAAGCCGAGCGAGAGAUCGAAAAUUUGAAAGAGUUGUUGAGCACAAAGAUAAAGAAAGAAUUUGAUAACUGCGAGGUGGACGCAAGCGACAAAAUAACUCGAAUGUCGUAUAGUGACCUUGAAUUAGAACCUCUGGAGACAAAGGACAAUGUGAUUUUUCCUUCUAAAGUUGAACACCUCGAGACCACCAUUCAAGCAAGCGCUGUUCCACUUCAGAAGACUUCUUCGUGUAAGGAGUGCGAACGUUUGAAACAGUCUCGCAUCAAAGCUGUGGUGGAGGCCAUCGCUUUGAGGAAGUACGUCAAAAAUCUGAACGACGCUCUUUCUGGUGGUGAUGCGGAUAAACAGAACUUUUUAAACGACGUUCAGAAAAGGCUUAUUUCUGCACAAACUGAGAAAGAAGUCGCUUUGGAAGAACUUGCAACAGUUAUUGAUCAAAGGAAUCAGGCAGUUAGAGAAAAGGACAGAGCACUCGAGGAAUGGGGAAAAGCAACGGGUAAAUGGGAGAAUACGUUGGACCAGUUAGAUUCCCUUGUAAAAGAAAUGAAUAAGGUGAAAGCAGAACGCGAUGAUCUUACCAACAAGCUAAAGAGAAAAGAGGAAGCCUUAGAGAGAGUCAAGCAGGAGACAUCUUUGUUAUCUGAGCAGAUCGAAGUCACGAAGCAAGAUUCAAAUGACUCCAUAGAAGAAGAAGAAAAUAUUACCUUCAGGGACAGAUCCGAGAACACACAAUCUGUAAGAAAAUUGAGCACUGAACUCACAAAGGCUCAGCAACGAAAUUUUGAAAUGGACGCUAGAGUAACAUCACUAGAGGAGAAGUCAGAGACUUUUAAGAGAGAAAGAGACCAUGCGAAGGAACAGUGGAGGCAGUCUGUGAAGGAACGAAAGAGGUUACAUCGGGAGAUUGCUUGCAUUGUUCAAGCUAGGGACGAAGCAAUACAAAAAUGUUUUUCCACCGCAGAACAAUUAGAAAAACUGAAAGAGGAGUAUAAUCACUUGCUGAACCGGUUAGCAAAAACCGGUUUGAGUGCGAACAACACUAGUGAACUGUCAAUUCCGUGUUCUCUCAAGGAGUGUAAAUUUUGUGCGGGUGAUUCCGGUGGAGGACUUGAGUCUCCAGAGACGUCAUUCACCGAAAGUGAAGAAAUUCGUCUAACUUUAGAAAAGGAUGAUCCAUUGGACUCUAUCAAAUUGGCCCGAGUUUCCAUGAAUGGAAGAUCUUUUACCGCGAUAAUUGAUGUUGACAAGGGUUUAGGGAGCGCGAGGAACAUAAGAAAAUAUGACGAGAUCGUCUCCAUCAACGAUAUUCCAGUAACAGAGGGUGACCAAAACCUGGUGAGAUCUUUACUGGAUGGAGCUCUUACCACACUCAAUAUGGUUCUCAAGCGGCAAAUUGGGACAUACCAGUUAAGCUUUGACUUGGACCUCAAAGCACCGAAGAAAUCUAAAGUUGGUAAGUGUAGUAGUCAUCUUUCUAUAGAAAGUAGUCUUCACUUAUGUGCAGUAAUUGCAAUUUCGCGCACAUUAGAUGAAGACCGUACGGUCAAUGGAAAGCACCUUGAUAAGAUAAUCGCUUCCUCGUUGGAAAAGGUUACCAAGAAGUCUGGAGACAAACUGAAGCUUCACGUCACUAGAACGAUCUCAGGAAAACCUAUGGCAUGUGAGUUCAAGCCGACGAGUUAUACUGACUCCGAAUCUGACACUGUCGUACUAAGACGCCUCCCACGCGGUAAUGGCGACAACCGACUGUCACUCAUAUCAAAUGACAGCUCAAUAUCACGUGACUCCAAAUUUUCUUACAACUCAAGCCUUGGCUCCAUGAGCUCAAACAAUGAUUCGUCUCUGGCUGAUUCGAGCUCGGAUCUCUAUGGCAACAGAUUCACUGGGUAUGGCCUCUUUAUGCCCGACCGGCAUCGAACUCCAACGACCAUCUACAGCCCUUCGUCUGACACUCAAUUAGAAACGAUUGUCGCAGAUGAUUGGCCGGACGUAGGGACUGGGAACGAUUCUCAGACUUCCACGGAUGCAAAGGAAAGCGAUUCGCAUAAUCAUAGCACUCUAAAACCCAACAUUCGAUCACCAAUGAACCGAAAGUUUGUUAGCACGUCGCAACUGCAGUCGGGAACGUUUUUGACGCCGAUGGGUGCAGAUGGAACAUUAGUUCGGGCUCAGUCGACCAUCACUGCUGUUCGCGUGGACGAUGAUGGGUUGACUUCUAACUUAUCGAAAUCCUCUACAUGUGGAACGAUUGUUCCACUGGGAAGAAGUCCUCGUAUAAUGCGGUUCGAGAAGAAAUCAUUGGAUGGCCUGGGAGUAGAAGUCUCUGGUGGUUACCGUGUAGGUAUUUACGUCAUCGAAUUGCAGGAGAACUCAAUCUGUAAGGCCGUUGGCCUUCAAGUUGGAGAUAGGCUGCUGAAGCUUAACAGUUACGAUCUCACCAGAGCAACCCUGGAUCACGCCACACGGAUUGUUCGUCUUUUACGCACGUGCACGUAUAUCAGAAUCGAGGCUCAACAAGUAUUAAAUUACGAGGAGGUCCUUGGAGACAAACCCUACGAUUCGCUUUAUGUCAGGACAAUUCACCCUUAUAAGGCAAUGGCUCCGGACGAACUAAGUUUUACUGUUGGAGAAACAUUGCACGUGAUAAACACGCGCGCAAAUUACGAUCAGGCGAGACAGAGCUGGAAGUGGGUGGCUCAGCGUGCGAGGAAGGACGGGAAGGUUCUCGAGGAAGGACUGGUGCCCUGCAUGGGAAGUAUUCCAGAACAUGUAGAGUCUGCUGUCCUGACGCAAACUUUUCAGCGGUUUGAAUCUGAGUCAGAGGAACAGAUGAGUGAUGACGCACCAUCCACGUUGAAGAGAGCGUCAACUGAACGUCGCAGUAUCAUACAGCGAUACCGCAAACUCAUGAAACGUGAGAGUAGAGAUUUACCCAACAACACUGAUGAAAACGGUAAUACAAACAAAGUGACUUUCUACGAAAUCCUUAGCAAGAUUUCAGACUGAUUGUCAGCGAUGCUUGAUCGCCCCAAGAGCACGAUGGUUACCUUUUUUAACAAAAGUUUCACCAACGGAUGAGCCGAUGACAGACUAUUGAUCUGAAACCAUCAGAGAACAAUAGGCUUAAACGGUGCAGUGCGGCAUAUUUGGUGCAUUGCCCUCGUUCGACAUGACAUCAACAGUAAGAAGAGAAAAAAAGACCAGAAUUGUUUAAGAGCGACAUGCAUUUACUAUUAACUUAUUCGUUAGUUACUAAAACUCGGUACAGGUAAGCGCAUGUUAUUGUUAAUGAAUGUUAGCGCAAAAUGCCCAUUUCCAUAUCUUUAUUCCUGUUUCCCUUGGAAAGAACAAUAUCAGCUAGCCAUUGAAAAAACAGUGCGAAAUAUUUAUAACGAUGCUAAGAUCCAUCAUUUCGGGUACUUAGAUUAAGGUAUCAGUAAGAGAGCAAAAAGUUACAAAUGUCCAUUGACAAGAGACAAAUGCAAGGUCAAAAGAAAGAGAGUAGGCUGACGUUCAUCAUGGUCUGUUAAGAUUCCUUCUGUCUCACUUUGAAAAUUAGACCCUCUAUUAUGGUUUGAUUACCAAGUAACCAUAACUGAUGAUACUGUAAUCCUCCUGAGUAUUUAAUCAUAAGAUAACCAUCAC
This is a messenger RNA of Pocillopora damicornis (cauliflower coral), 4400 nucleotides long. RefSeq lists its product as uncharacterized. The record is from RefSeq and is a predicted model, not a curated record. Gene Ontology annotation, molecular function: cell adhesion molecule binding. NCBI's taxonomy places the organism in Eukaryota, Metazoa, Cnidaria, Anthozoa, Scleractinia, Pocilloporidae. Gene Ontology annotation, cellular component: bicellular tight junction; plasma membrane. Gene Ontology annotation, biological process: cell-cell junction organization; cell-cell adhesion; protein localization to cell-cell junction.